GAAACAGAGAGGAUAUCAUAGAUAUAUAGGAGCUAUGACGACCCAUCUACGUUCUGAAAUUCUUCACAUCUCUGCACUAUAAUAGCCUCUGAACUACAAAGCUUGACCUUACUUCUAACACGUCAGUACUAUUACAACAAUGAACACCAACAACAACAACAACGCUGCCGCUGGUCAGAAGGAAGACUACCUUGACAAGGGCCUUGACGCUGCCGAAAAGAAGUUUGGUGGUUCCAUGGGACAGGACACACAGAAGAACCGUGCCGUGAACGAAAAGAUCACAGAUGGAGCCCGCAACAUGUUCGAAAAAGCCACCGGCAAGAACGUUCCCGACAAGUUCUCCAACUAGUCGGCUCUCCCUCGACGUCGACUCGUCGACCGACCCGCCCUCAACACGCUACGAAGAUGCACACCCAGCACCCAUCUCCCCUGCCUCAACGUCACCGCACUC
Molecule: messenger RNA, 451 nt
Organism: Didymella exigua CBS 183.55
Lineage: Eukaryota; Fungi; Ascomycota; Dothideomycetes; Pleosporales; Didymellaceae
Exons: 3
Coding region: 140-349 (69 amino acids)
Source: RefSeq, a predicted model, not a curated record